GUCAUUUGCGAGCCAUUUGUGAAUCCUUCCGCACUGUCACCAACAUGGCAAAAUCAACUCGAUCAAAACGAAAAAAACGCGAUGAAGGUGUAUACGCAGCAACUGAGGCUGCACGUCUACAGAGACUCAACUCUAAAUUGACGGCAAAAAUUGAUGGUGGAGAUGAGGAAUUAGCAGAACCUGUGGAAGGUGAUGCUGCACAAGAUGAUUCUACAGCACCAGAUGCUAUGGAUCUCGAUGAUUCUGCAAAAGCGUCGACAACAAAAUCAUCGCACGUCUCGACUCAUGGUCCAAGGAACUCACGAAGGGAGGAGUGGAGAAAGUCAAAAGGCAUGACGCCUGUACCGAAGUCGACGAGGAUGAACCGCCAGGGACUACCAGCAGCACGGCGGAAGUCUGGGCGCCCGUCACGUCGGCGAUGAUGCGUGGUAAACGACCCUAGUCUUUUUAUCAGGUUGCCUUAUCACCAUGCCAUCUGUAUACCACAUCAAAAAGCAUUAUACUUGCGACAACAGAGCUUCAGGUCCAUCUCCAUACCAUCUCCGAGUCACAUCCGUACUAGAUAGCCUGCGUCGGCAGAAACCUUACUUAACGAAGAGUGGCUAAAGUGUGCAGCAAUAAUAUUUAGCCGAGGUUCAGAUAAUGCUUGUAAAUGAAUGAUGAUGAUCAAUGGACAUUGCAGCAGCAUGUAUUCAAAGG
This is a messenger RNA of Suillus clintonianus, 699 nucleotides long. RefSeq lists its product as uncharacterized. The coding region runs from base 45 to 422 and encodes 125 amino acids. NCBI's taxonomy places the organism in Eukaryota, Fungi, Basidiomycota, Agaricomycetes, Boletales, Suillaceae. The transcript has 4 exons. Gene Ontology annotation, cellular component: preribosome, large subunit precursor. The record is from RefSeq and is a predicted model, not a curated record.